Molecule: messenger RNA, 2989 nt
Organism: Sphaerulina musiva SO2202
Lineage: Eukaryota; Fungi; Ascomycota; Dothideomycetes; Mycosphaerellales; Mycosphaerellaceae
Product: PLP-dependent transferase
Exons: 2
Coding region: 409-2496 (695 amino acids)
Biological process (GO): ceramide biosynthetic process; sphingosine biosynthetic process
Cellular component (GO): serine palmitoyltransferase complex
Molecular function (GO): serine C-palmitoyltransferase activity; pyridoxal phosphate binding
Source: RefSeq, a predicted model, not a curated record
CUUUGGGACAUUCUUGUCGCCUAUACCUUGGUUGUUGUGCUCCUGUGCGUCAUUGUUUGGAGCCUACUGCUUCGCCUAGCAACAUUCGAGACGAGAUUCGAGAUUAUUCCAGGUCCGAUUAGGGGUUGACAUUUGGGAACGUGAGUGAGCCUGCGUCAUUAUCGAGACACCGGUCAAGGGUUUGGGGAUAUACUGGAGGAAUCGGGGACGCGAAGAAGUCAGUCGGUGGGAGCCUGGGAGGAUCCAGGCCAUCAUCAACCAGGUCGAACGAAGGCGACGGCGGAAGGGUGACGAGGGUCAUCAUCAAGGCCAGGAACGGCUCUCAUCGGAAACUGACGUUGGAGCAUUGUUGGAGUUGGUCUGCAGGGCUCAGGACGGAUCGUACGGAAAGAGGUGUGAAUUGACGCAAUGCCGGCCAUACGCGCCAUUAACCCAUUUGCCGCGCCCCUCGCGCACACCGAGACUGUCCUCUCCGAGAAGGAGCCCAUUCGCAUCGAGGCGAGAGAUACCACUGUCCCCGUCCCGCCGACCAAGACCGGUCUGCGUUUCGUACGACCAAAGUUCUCUCUGCCGUUCAGCACAUCUCCCAAGGCGGCCAAAGUGCAAUCCCUGGCCGAGAUCAACACACAGGAUCAGCUGAAGCCACCUCAAGGGUCGCAGUUCAGGCCGCCGAGCCCACAGAUCCCGACGCUGAGCCUCCCAACCAUCAAUUUGACGACAGCAACGGGCGAGAAGAGCAAGAUGGAGGAUCUGCCGAAGCCUAUGACACUGUUCCAACCGCCGUCGCCCACAGAGGCGCGCCGCAUUGCACGACAGCACGCGGCGUUCGGACCACUCGGCUCAAAGCAGCACCUGUACUCCUCGAGAUUCGUCGGCACUGAUUUUCCUGAGCCAAUCGAGGACGAGCCUCCGUACUACUUUCUCAUCACCACCUACAUCUCAUACCUGAUUCUUAUCAUCUUUGGACACGUGCGGGACUUCUUCGGCAAGCGAUUCAAGCCAGAUCACUACAAACAAUUGAGAGAGCACGAUGGAUACGCUCCUCUUAAUUCUGAUUUCGACAACUUCUACAUUCGACGACUCCAGCUGCGAAUCAACGACUGCUUCCGCAGACCAGUCACCGGAGUGCCGGGCCGCUUCAUCACACUCCUGGACCGCACCAGCGAUGACCACAACCUGUCAUUCAAGCUCACAGGCACCACAACCCAGACGCUGAACAUGUCGUCGUACAACUAUUUGGGCUUCGCUCAGUCAGAAGGAGAGUGUGCCGACGAGGCAGAACGUGUGCUGAAGAAGUACGGAAUCUCUUACUGCUCGCCCAGAGGAGAUGUCGGCACGUCUGAUCUGCACGUUGAUGUAGAACGCCAGGUCGCCGAAUUUGUUGGCAAGGAGUCUGCUACCAUAUACUCCAUGGGCUUCGUCACCAACGCUACCAUCUUUCCGGCUCUUGUUGGCAAGGGUUGCCUCUUGAUUUCUGAUCAGUUAAACCACUCUUCCAUUCGAUUUGGUGCCAGACUCAGCGGUGCAGUCAUUGACAUGUUCCAACACAACGACAUGAACGAUCUUGAACGUCUUCUUCGCGAGCGCAUCUCACAAGGACAGCCACGCACACACAGGCCCUGGAGGAAAAUCUUGGUCGCAGUCGAAGGUUUGUACAGCAUGGAGGGUACCAUGUGCAACCUGCCUGGUCUGGUAGCACUGAAGAAGAAGUACAAGUUCAACCUCUACGUCGACGAAGCGCAUUCCAUUGGUGCUCUUGGCCCACGCGGUCGUGGUGUGUGUGACUACUUCGGAAUCGACACGGCGGACAUUGAUAUCUUGAUGGGAACGUUCACCAAGUCUUUCGGUGCCAACGGCGGCUACAUCUGCAGUAGCAAAUCCAUCAUCGAUAAGAUUCGAGUGACGAAUGCGGGUACGAUCUAUGGCGAGUGUCCAACACCUGCUGUCCUUGCGCAAAUCAGCUCCAGUCUGAGAAUUAUCGCUGGUCAACUUGCACCAGGCCAAGGCGAGGAGCGCCUGCAACGUCUAGCGUUCAACUCUCGCUACCUUCGACUUGGAUUGAAGCGUCUUGGUUUCAUCGUCUAUGGCCACGAUGACUCGCCCAUCAUUCCACUUCUGCUCUAUCACCCAGCCAAGAUUCCAGCCUUCUCCCACGAGAUGCUCAAGCGCAAGAUUGCAGUUGUGGUUGUCGGUUAUCCUGCUACACCCCUGAUCUCCUCACGAGCUCGGUUCUGCGUUUCUGCCGCGCACACCAAGGACGAUCUAGACCGAUUAUUGGCAGCAUGUGAUCAAGCGGGCGAGGUGCUUCAACUGAAAUUCAGUUCCGGAGUCGCUGGAGGCCAGGAGCCAAUUCCAGACGGCUUGACCAACAAGGAGGAGGUGGAAAUCCGAUCUUGUCUCGAGGCAGGUGGCAACCCGGCUGUCAACGCACCACGAUGGAAGUUGGAGGAUGUCAUCAAGCGAGGCGUACAAGACGUGAAGCAACCACUAUGCUGAAGAAAGUACAUGAAAUCACGUCCUGCUAGGGGAGAAUGAAUCGAUGUGUGACAAGAAUACCGCAUGCUGCAUAUGGUGUAGACAAGAGUCCUGCCCCGAAAGAGUCAUGUUUUAUUCGAGAAAGAAGCCAGAAGGAGAGGCUAGUCACGCGACGCGUUCCGCACACGCUGCACACCAACAAGAUGCAUGGAAUGAUGUCAAUGCAUGCAAUUACCACCAUCAUCGACCAGCGGCUGGUUUACCGCUCGGUCACGAAACGAAGAAGCACCCGCCAAAGUGAAGGCGCGUGUGGGAAGAUGAGACGCAUGUGAAGGGUCGAAGCAGUUAGAUUCCCCUAGACUAUUAAUGUGUAUAUUCCAUUCUAGAGCAGAGAGAAUAGCAUUGAAGGGAAUGUGUUUGAGAUGAGAGAAUCGAGAAGGAUGAGACGGGAAUGAACAAUCAUCUCAAUAUCAUUCAUUGUUUCAUGAGCUGCUGGUCAGCUGCUCAAGAUCUC